AUGGAGUAUAAUAAAAUAAUGUUGGUUUAUGAUAACAAUGAAAUACUUUUAGUAAAUUUAGAUAAUGAAAGAUGUGAAAAUAAAUAUGAAAAUUCAAUAAAAGACAAAGAAAAGAAAAUCUGUAUGCUUAAUAAUGGAAAUUUUAUUAUUUUAAAUGCCAAUAGAAAAGUUAUAUCACAAUACUUAUCUACAAAAAAUGCUGCAAUUUAUACGAAAUUCGUACGAGUGAAUUUGAGCGUUAUUAAAUUAACAAAAAAUGAAAAAAUAAUUUUUGGAGGUGACAAAAUAGGAAAUAUUUAUGUAUGGUCAUCUAUAUCAGGAUUUUUAAUAAAUUAUUUUCAAGCACAUUUUGGUGAAGUUAAAGAUAUAUUAAUUGAUCAAAUAUUAAAUGUUGUAUAUACAUAUAGCGAUGAUAAUAUUAUUCAUGUGUACAAUUUAAGUGAUGUAUUAAAGAAAAAAAAGGUUAAACCUAUGCUUUUAUACCAACAUAAUAUAAAUGCUAGCAUAAGACAAAUUAUUUCGGUGACUCCAAAUAUAUAUGAUACAUAUUAUACAUUAAUUUCCUUAACGAGCAAUGGAAAUUUACAUAUUUUUGGUUUAAAAUCAAAAAAAGCUGUAUAUAUCUUAAAAACGAAUACAGAAAAUUGCACAUAUAUUUGUUCAAAUGAGCCUUUCAAUACUCAUUUAUAUUUAUGCAAAGGAAAUAAAAUUUUUCGUAUACCAUUUACUGCAUUUAGCAAAAAUAAUGAAAAUAAUAUAAAAGAUUUGAAAUGUAAAAAGGACAUUAAAUUGAAAGAAUAUGGAGAUUAUGUACAAAUAGUAAAAAAGAAAAGUGAUGAUAUAUUUUCUAAUUUUAAAGAAAAUGAAAUUUCAAAAAAUGAAAAUGAAAAUGAAUCAUAUCUUAAUUUGAAAGAUUUUACAAUAUUUUUAGGUCAUAAAAAUGACGUCAUAAAAUGUUAUGUAAAUGAUAAAAAGCAAAUAAUGAUAUCUCUAGCCAAAGAUGGUAUAAGAAUAUGGGAUAUAUUUAAUUGUUACACUAUAAAAUCUUUGAAAUAUGGAGAAAAUGUAAUUGAUUUUUUUGUGCCUAAUAUUAAAAUUCAUUCUUAUUUAAUAGAGUUUCCAAACUUGACUCUUGAAUAUGAAGAUGAUGCAAAAAUAAAUUUUAUUAAUGAAAUUAAACAAAAUGAUUGCUAUAUAAAUUAUAAGCUAUUUUUAGGUGAAGAAAACACCUUAAUUAAUAUGGCUAAUAUGUUUGCAACACAUGGACUGUGA
Messenger RNA from Plasmodium gallinaceum, 1272 nucleotides. Its product is annotated as WD-repeat protein, putative. Gene Ontology annotation, cellular component: nuclear pre-replicative complex. Gene Ontology annotation, molecular function: protein binding. The transcript has a single exon. NCBI's taxonomy places the organism in Eukaryota, Apicomplexa, Aconoidasida, Haemosporida, Plasmodiidae. The record is from RefSeq and is a predicted model, not a curated record. The coding region runs from base 1 to 1272 and encodes 423 amino acids. Gene Ontology annotation, biological process: rRNA processing; DNA-templated DNA replication.